AUGGACUCUUCCCAGUUCAACACACUUUACAACACUCAGUCCUCUCACUCACUGACUACGGGACUUAGGAAACUAGAUCUUGGAGGUUCUUCCUAAGGCAUUCCUGGUCAAUCCACCAUAGGGAGCUCAACAAUGAAUCCCUCGCCUUUUUAUUAAACACAAAAUUUGAAUUAGAACUUCGCAUUCCAUCAACAGUAAAAUCAUUUGCAGUCAACUCAGUCAAACCUAAUCAACGAUGACAUCAAUUAGAGAACAGGACCACUUACUUUCGGUAACUCUAUGAAUUCAUUUGGGGUAAAUGGUGGAAACAUCCUAAAUUCUGCUGUUUUAUCUUCAAACAACUAACAUAGCAAUAACAUUUUGAAUUAGUCAAUUGACACCUCCACUUGCUCCAAUGCUCCAAACAGUGCCUUCCACUCACCAAAACAUACUAAUACCAAUAAUUACUUUAAGUCUGGAUAAUCUAUGAUGGGUCACUAUGGAGCUUAGGUGUCAACAAUGGGAGUUGGAGCCAAUAAUGCUACAGGAUUCAACCAAAUGCCCAAUUAAAUCCCAAAUCAAUUCAGCUCAAUCUCAAGCAGACAGAGUGACUAUCAAGAUACCCCACUUAGAUAGCCUAAUCUUAUGGCGACACCUUUCAGUCACCAGACACAACAGUCUUAUUAAAAGUCCACAAACAUGAUUCAUGAUAACAGCUAACAGCACAAGGGCUUUAAGUUUAAUGAAACUUUGUAUGAUAAGCCACUCCUAAUUAGAGUUAAAUGUCAGGACCGUGAAGACUUUGACUAGCAUUUGAAUGUUAAGAUCGCUGUUCACGCCUAGUCUACAACAUCACAGUAGCAGAUUCUUACUCUUGAGCUAACUGAUGAAUUCAAUCCAUAUUUCUUGUAUACUCUAGACUGUCUUGAGUCUGACUUCCAUCAUAUUAAAAUGAAACAGCAGUUCCUCUUUGACUUCCAAAACUUCCCUCACUUCAUAAUUGAGCAAUUAGAGAAAUGCUAACUUUGUGUUAAGCAAAAUGGAGAUCAACAAGUACCCAUGCAAUACAGAAGCAACUUCUGCCAAUUUUAACCUGGACUCUCAAAUGAGGGAUAACUCUGCUUCAUAGAAUAGAAUCAAUACCAAUCAUUGAUAGUGCUAAAUCUAGUGCUUAAAUAAGGCAACGAUGAAUCAUUAAAGAAAUAUCUAGCAGGUAAAUACCACGAGCACAAGCAGAGAGGUAACCAGCUCCACCAAGAAUUGAUGGACACGAAGCACUUGAGUGAACAGCAGAAACUUCAAAAUGAGACUUUCCUCAUGUAAAUCAACCAUCUUACGGACGAGAGCAAGAAGAUCAUCUCCUAGAUGAAGCUAGAGGAGGAAAAACGUCUGCAUGAACUCAGAGAAAAGACACUCAUUGAGUAGUCAGAGAUGCAGAGUCGCUAUGAGCAAGAAAAGAGGAAUAUGUCAUAACAGUACGAGCAGACUUUGUAGGAGAAGGAGCAGCUUUACUCUCAAAGAGAAAAGCAAACCAUGAGUAUGAUUGAGGACCUAAAGAAUCAGUCAAAAGAUAUGCAAGAGAAGGAUUAGAAGAGAUUGAAUGAACUGCUUCAUCAGCUCAACCAAGAAAAGGAAAAUGAGAAGCUAAUGCUUAAUCAGAUGCUCAACAUCAACGUCGGUUAAGAGCUCGAGAACUAGAAUUAAGAUUCAUCUCUAACUGGUGUUCAUUUGACUGCAUAAUUGCUCAUGGUUGAGAGAGCAACUGAAAUCAAACGCCUACAGGAGAAAUUAGAAAAGUUGACUUACGAGCACAAUAAUGUUUUAGACAUUAAACGUAAUCUUGAAUCAGAAAAUAAGGAGAGAAAGGCCAAGAUCGAGUGUCUACUUCAUGAAGUAGAGGUGCUUUCAAAUUAGUUGAAGGACUUGAGAGAUACCAACAAGGGCUUAGACACUCAUAAAUUCACCUAAGAGAAAUCAAUCACUGAGUAUAUGCUUAAGCAUUAAGCACUCUUAAGAGAACUUGAGGAUAAGGAGCAAAUCAUCUAAAAGAUCAAUAGCCUGCUUGAAUCUAACAAAACUUAAAAGGAUAUCAUAGAGUAAAAUCUAGCUAAUGAACAAGCCAAGACUGCUAAGAUGCAAUAAAAGCUUGAAUUUAGCAAGAAUGAAUUGGAAAACGCCCAGAAAAUGAUUGAUAAGUUGAAAUCAGACAAGAAAACUCUAUCUUCUAAAGCUAAAACAAAGAAUAAUGUGAUAAUGUAACAAGAAGCAUAAAUUGUAUAGAAGUAAGAGCAAGUGGAUGAAUAGGUAAAGCUUUGCAAUGAGAUGAGAAAAGAAGUGGAAAGAAAAGAUAUAGAGGUAAGAGAUCUUUUGAGCUUGAAUAACACUCUCAAGCAAAAACUAGAAGAGAGCUAGAAGAGCUUAGAAAGCAAUGCUUAAAUGAUCACUUGGCUAAACAAAUAAUUGAAUGAUAAGCCAGGUAUCGGAAGUAGCAUUUACUCAGGAUCUACCUAUAAGCCACCUAUGUCAACUUCAUCAAUUAAACCACCUGUAAGUGGUGGUGGUGGUGCCUCUACCUUAUUUAAACCAACUUUUGCCUCAAUUGAGCAACUAAACAGUAGUUCCAGCACUCCAAAUCUCGGUUUAGGUGGUAGUAUAGGUGGUGCUGCUGGCGAGAGAUCUGGAACUUCUUAUGAGAGAAGUCCUUUCAGAAAUUUGACUACUACUCAGAACAACUUAAUGAACACUCCAUCAUCCUUGUCAUCAAAUACAAGCUCAGUAGGAAACUCAUUUAUCUCUCAAUAAUCAUCUACUAUCAAUUUGAAGAACCAAGCUUAUGAACAAAAGCCACCUAUUCAAAUCCAAACUAACACAACUUAGGCUUUCAACUACACUCCAAGUGGACUUCCAACUGGCUUAAAGUCACCACAAAACAACGAGAAUGUGAACUCAAACCUCCCAUUUUCACAGCCACAAUUCGUUUCAAAAUACUCUCAAUAAAUCUAUAUACAGGCUUAACAAGAUCAGCUUCAGUAAUAAACCUCUCAAAAGCCACUCAUAACUACCAAUAACAACAUUAGCUCGUCAAUCACAGGAAUGCCUAACACUCUAAAUAGUCAUCAAUUCUAAAGAAGUAGUUCCUAAUCCUCCAUCUCAUCUGGAUCAUCGCACAAUCAAUCAGUUUAUUCAAGUAGCACUGUGAGUGAGUGCAAUUAUGGUAGUUCAUAAAUGGCACCAUAAUAAACUCUAUCUGGUACUAUGUCAUUCAAUCCAUAUCAAACCAAGUACUCAACUCUCCCACCUUAGUAACAGCUCAUGGAGUCUAAAGUAGGUAUGAGUACUAAAUUAGGAGGAGGAAUGGUCCUUGAUGAUAACAAUGACACUCAAAUGAGUGGAGGUGAUGCUUUUUAAGCAUUUUUAUCAAAGACUGACGGCGAAGAAGACGACGAAUGA
Molecule: messenger RNA, 3429 nt
Organism: Stylonychia lemnae
Lineage: Eukaryota; Ciliophora; Spirotrichea; Sporadotrichida; Oxytrichidae
Source: the annotation of a GenBank genome assembly